This is a messenger RNA of Meleagris gallopavo (turkey), 834 nucleotides long. The record is from RefSeq and is a predicted model, not a curated record. NCBI's taxonomy places the organism in Eukaryota, Metazoa, Chordata, Aves, Galliformes, Phasianidae.
UUUCCAUGCCCUCCAACAAGGCCAUACAGAUGUAGAAACAACAGGGUUUGUCUGAGACCUGAGCAGAUUUGCAAUGAGGUUGAUGACUGUGGUGAUAACUCGGAUGAAGAUCACUGUGAUAAAAUCACGUAUAAAGCAAGACCGUGUAAAAAAGAUGAAUUUACUUGUAAUGAUAAGAAAUGUAUUCCAAUGGAGCUACAGUGUGAUUGGUUUGAUGACUGUGGAGAUGGUUCGGAUGAGCAAGACUGCAAAAUAAGUGUCACAGAAUAUACAUGUGAGGAUAACGUGAACCCUUGUGGAGAUGAUGCAUACUGUAAUCAAACAAAAACAUCCCUACUAUGUCAGUGCAAGCCUGGAUUUCAGAGAAAUGAGAGAAAUAGACAAUGUGAAGACAUCAAUGAAUGUAUGGUAUUUGGUGCCUGCUCCCAGCACUGCAAUAAUGUUAAAGGCUCAUACAGAUGUGCAUGUGAGAAAAAUUAUAAGGAAUGGAAUAACAGUUGUAAAGCAAAAGGCUCUGAAGAACAAGUUCUCUAUGUUGCUAAUGACACUGACAUCCUGGGUUUUGCAUAUCCAUUCAACUACAGUGAUGUUCAUCAACAAAUAUCACAUAUUGAACAUAAUUCAAGGAUAACUGGAAUGGAUGCAUAUUUUCAAGGGAACAUGAUUGUUUGGAGUACUCAGUUUAAUCCUGGAGGAAUUUUCUACAAAAAACUUCAUGAUGAAGAGAAAAGGCAAAGUAACAGUGGUUUGAUAGUAGAUUCUGGUGAAGGUAUUUCAUCCAAAUCAUACAAAGGUUUUGACAAAUCUGUAUGUAGAAAAUAUACCGAUGACUGA